ACUCAACUGCAAUCAAGAUUUGGGGAAGGCCCAGCUAUGCCAAAGGAGCCUGUUCAGCAACUGAUCCUCGAUGAGCAUGGCAGGACACUAGAUCUCAGUGGAAAGGAAGUUACCCUCGUUCAGCACAUGCCCGAACUGAAGGCCAAUAUCAGAGCCAAGAAAAGGGAGCAGUUCACCAAGAAACUCCACGACAAGUCAGGAGAAUCCUCGGCCGAGGCAGCCUUCUACGACUCUCGGAUCGGAGCGAGGAACCCCCUCAGGCAGCACCGUGGCUUUCACUUCCACGAGAAGGGGAAGUUUCAGCAGAUGGCUGCUCAGAUGAGAAUGAAGGCACAACUGGAGAGAGUCCAGAGCGAAAUAGCACAGCUGGCCCGGAAGACAGGCAUCAGUUCUUCUGCAGGACUGGCAACCAUAACAAUGAAGAAGGGAGAACAAGCCAAGGUCCUAGACAUCAUCCCAGAUGUCGAAUGGUGGGACACCCGCAUCCUCACCGCUCAGCAGUGA
Molecule: messenger RNA, 504 nt
Organism: Darwinula stevensoni
Lineage: Eukaryota; Metazoa; Arthropoda; Ostracoda; Podocopida; Darwinulidae
Source: the annotation of a GenBank genome assembly